Molecule: messenger RNA, 2937 nt
Organism: Talaromyces marneffei
Lineage: Eukaryota; Fungi; Ascomycota; Eurotiomycetes; Eurotiales; Trichocomaceae
Exons: 2
Coding region: 1-2937 (978 amino acids)
Molecular function (GO): microtubule binding
Source: RefSeq, a predicted model, not a curated record
AUGCGACACACCGAGAAUACACAAGCCUCUGUUGGCGAAUCCACCAUGUCUGACUUCGACCCAGAGCACGAAGCUCUAGUUUCCACACGACAACUCGACCAUAGCCAGGAGCUACCAAAUCUUCCAGCAUCCUUCCGAAGAGCAAGUACGGCAGGAAAAAGCCCUUCACGUCUCGAUCCCGAGUACACCAUCAAUACAUCUGCGAUCAACCGUGCAUUUCCCGAAUUCUCUGACGUGGAAACUUCCCCUGACGACGAAACCGAAGAUGACUUCUCGAUUGAGAUUGGGCGAGGCGUGAAGAGCUCCAGCCGCAAUAGACGCGACGAUUCUCGCAACUCGAUGAUGAGCAUUGAAAACAGCGUGCGCUCAGCAUCGCCAGCUAUCAAACUCGAUUAUCCUGUCACAAGUACGCCUCCCAAAUCGGCAAUGAGGAGCGCUUCAAAGCGUGCGGUUUCCGGAGAUGCUCUUCGUAAGGACGCUCAGAUAAGACGCGCAAGCCAGAUGCAAAAGGAAAACAUCGACCCCCAGCCGCAACUCAACCGCUCCAAGAAUCAGUCUCGCCCUGCUGAAACUCGCCAUACAUUAGCUGAUAUGCAUGUAAGGGCACGAGAAACAUACGAUGGAUCAUAUAUUAGCGAUGAGAGACCUCGGAAUGUCCCCGUCAACACACGGACGACUCGUUUUGGAAAUGUUUCGGCUCAAGUCGCAGCCGCAAUGGAGUCGGCGUCGCGCAACACGCAGCCUGGUGACUCCCGCCGCGGCAAACAUGAUCCUGCCCCAAACCCUACAUUUACUCUAGACACCUUUACCAACGGCUCAAUUCUGCUUCCCGAUUUGCCAAAUAUUUCUGAGCUAGUAUCGGGUGUUUAUGAAGAUGGGACCCCAGUUUUCACCCGUCAGACUAGACCCCGUACAACACGCUUUGUCUCUCCUCCCGCCGAAGGCAUGGAAACGUCCCAGCCUCGAGGUCAUCUUCCCUUGAAAAAUGUGCCAAUCCCAGAGGAUGAGAAGGCUCUCUUCAUUUCACUAAAGCUUCUACAAGACAAGGUUGCGGACUUGGAACUGGCAAAAGCUGAGACAGAAAAGAAACUUGAAGACGCCCGUGAGGAGAACCAUCUAUUGAAGGUUGAAAAAUCGCGUCGGCAAAAGGAACAGUACGACCGUCUGAAACUGUUUGGGGGCGAGGAUGUCGAACAACCCAGAGGGAGUACUAAAUUACUGCAAGACAAGAACAAACUUGAAGCGAUGAAUUUGGCUUUACAGAACAGACUUGAUAUUGCUGAUCGAAAAGUUCAAGUUCAUGAAUCAGCAUUGAAGUCCUUGGCUCAAGAGCGGGAUUCUGCUGUCACACAGUUAGGGGUGGCUUAUUUGAACACACAAGAAACAAAGCGAGAGGGUGAAGCUCUGAAGAAGGAGAAUGCGGAACUCAGAGCCCAGGUCAACAAGCUUACAGUGCUAACUCGGGAACUGCUCGGAAACGAAACUGACACACGCCAGUCGCUUCCCAAGAACCAGCUAGAAACAGAGAAUGUCACCGCAAGUACCGAUCAAAACGAAGGCAACACGCAAAAGACAUCUGGAUCAACACGUGUUCGGCGCCAAUCCAAAGGAAAAGCCGUGCGUACGGACGAUUCUACGCGGGAUGAAGACUUGUUUUCUCUCAACCUAUCAAGGCCUACUACAGCAAACUUGGAGUCCGUUACAAAAUCGGCAAUACCCUACAGGUCUGGAGAGGCCGAAAACAGCACGAAGGUGCCCAAUACUGGAAAGCAACGCAUCAAACGUGUCAUCGUUGAGGAGGCCGACACUACUGAAAACUUUACUGAGGACCUUCGCGAAGAAACAAAGACUCAAAUCGGCGCUGGGCAGGACUUCACUUUGUUAAGCUUCAUUGAUGAUCGUGAAAUUGCCAAACUUCGCAGACGGCUCGAGAUGGAAAGGGCUACACGCAAGCAAAACCGAUCGCUAGCUGCAAGAGAGCAGCCUGCAGUUACCUCUGCUCCAGCCAAAUGUGUGGCUUCUGAUCCUCCACGCAAGUCGUCGUUGAAAGAACCAAAGGAACUUGCCGUACGGCCAUCCUCUGCCCUUGGUGACGCUAACGCGAUUGAAAGAACCGUUCAAGAUGAUCGUGAAGAGGGACCUGCUAGCCGUCGUAGACGCCACUCUGAUCACUCAGUCCCGAGUCAAAGUCGACGAAAGAAACCGAUCCCGGAGUUGACGUCCGCUUUCAUCCUACCAGACAUCACACUUCGCUAUGCUGAAACUGCGCGAGAGCCUAUUCGUCUCUCGGAGUCUGCUCAAAAAGUUCUCGAUAGUGUUGCCGGUCAUGAUGGCAGAAACUGUACAAUUUGCAAGCGUCUCUUGCCUGAAGGAGUGACUCACAAUCAUGAUGAUGCCCACAUUACCGUACCCAAGCCAAUCCCAGUCUCCGAGCGUAUGCCUGAGCCAUCUGUCUACAAUGAAGAACCAACUCUUCGUCCAUCUCGUCCUCCUGCAGAAGCGCUAGCUACUGUUCUCAAGAGUCUCGAGGACGAACUCGCUCAUCUUAAAAUGCAGUUGGCAAUAGCGCAACAGUCUUUUUCAAAGCAUGACGCAUCUCUCGGCAAGCGACAGAGAAAGUCCCUAAGCAACAAAAUCGAAAAGCUACUCAAAGAAAUUGACACUAAAGCAGAUCAAAUCUAUGCAUUGUAUGACGUUGUCGAGGGACAAAAGCAAGACGGUCAUGAAAUGACCGAGAAGGAAAUGGAAGUUACUCUGCAGUCUAUUGGGAUCGAUGUUCAGAGCGCAGCUAUGCUUGCCAACCUAACAGGCGCCACUGAUCAGUCACUCCGCCAAAAAGCUGCACGUAAUGCUGAGGAUUCUGAUGACGAUUACGAUGAAGAAUUGCCAUGGGAGGGAUGCGAGAGCACUGCUGAGAUGACAGGUCGUCAUACUUGA